AUGUUAAGAUAUUAAUCUGAGGAAAGCGAAGCUAAAUUUAAGUCUCUUUAAUUACCAUCAAUUAAGUCAAGUCAUACAGUGAUUGGAGCAUCUGAACUGGAAUAAAUUAAAUCUCAUAUUGGUAUUGGUGAACAAAAAUCGAAGAAAACUCUUGACAACAAUCAAAGAGUUUGGGCCUAGAGGAUUGAGAAAUAGAGGUCAUAGAAGGAGAAGGAGAAGUUCGAUAAAUUUUAGAUUGAGGAGGAAGAGAGAAGGAAGAUGGAUAAGGUUGAAACUGAGUAUCAGGAGAAAUUAAAGUAGGAUUAAGUUGUUGAUGCAAAUAACAAGAUAUUUAGUCAAAGGGGAGAUGUACGCAAUAUGAAGUCAAAAAUGCUAAUGAGUGAGAAUGAGAAAAUUAAUGAUGCUCUUGUUCGGUUUAAUAAGGAAAGGCAAGAAAUGCAAAUGACCCUUGAAGUUGAAAGGUUAAGGGAUCUUGAAGGGAAAAGACAAAUGGACGAGCAAGCAGAGUUGGAGAAGAAUCAAUAAAAAGAUCAAUUAAAGAGAGAGACCUAUGCUGUCUUAGCAAAAUAACACAAUGAGAUGAAAGAGAAGUAUUACAAAGAAUAUACAAAAUUACAAUAGGAAGGAUAAUUGAUAAAAAGAUAAGCAGAGGAGGAAGAAUAAGAAAAAGAAAAGAAGAAGGAGGAGGAGAAGGUGAAGAAGUAAAAGCUAUUAUCAGAAAGAUAAAAAUUUAUGGAUGUCAAAUAAUCUAUACAGGAUGAGGAAUAGAAAUAAUUGGACAAGGAGGCAAAGGAUAGAGAUCAUUUUGAUAAUAAAAAGGAAAGAGUUUUAGAGAUGAGAAAACAAAGAGAAGCUUAAAAAUUGGAUCGUUAAAUGCAACUUAAAUAAAGGAUUUAUGAUAUGAGAGUAGUGCAAUUGAAAGAACAAGAAGAUAAUUAUAUGCAAAGAGUGUAGAAGCAUGCAGAAGAGUUACAAAGACAUGAGGAAGAAGUAGCUAGACAAAAGGAGUUGGAGAAGAUUCAAAUGAUAAAAGAAGGAGAAACUUUUAGAUAAAGAUAGUUGAAAUUGAGGGAAACUGUCAGAGAGAAGGAAGAGGUGGAUGUGAAAAAAGAGUAGGUGAUAAAAAUAAAUGCUUUGUAAUAAUUGGCUGAAAUUGAAGAAUAAUAAAAAGAAAUUUUGAGAAAACGCAAUAAAGAAUUAUUGGAUUAUUAAAAAAUAUAAAUAGAACAAAAAAAAUAAGUUAGGAGGGAAUAAUAUAUGAAUGAACUUAAAUAAUCUAAAUAAAUAGAAUUGAGGGCUUAAUAAGAUAGAGAUACGUUUAUGAAUUGGGCAAAAUAGCAGGUGGAAGAAACUAGAGAACAAGGUUUAAAUUUAUAUCCUUUAAUGAAGACAUUAAAAUUAUGA
Paramecium tetraurelia is the source of this 1404-nucleotide messenger RNA. RefSeq lists its product as uncharacterized. The transcript is spliced from 6 exons. The record is from RefSeq and is a predicted model, not a curated record. Lineage: Eukaryota; Ciliophora; Oligohymenophorea; Peniculida; Parameciidae.